Oikopleura dioica is the source of this 468-nucleotide messenger RNA. NCBI's taxonomy places the organism in Eukaryota, Metazoa, Chordata, Appendicularia, Copelata, Oikopleuridae. The record is from the annotation of a GenBank genome assembly.
AUGCGAAGUCUUUCAUUGACUGAAGCGUCUGAGAGUCCCGUUGAUUAUACUCGCGAAAAUACUCCUCGAAUACCGGGACAGUCAUUAUCGCCUGCUGAUGUCAAAGCAAUGAUAGAGGAGCAUACAAGGCCAUUACAUGAUAUAAUUUUCGAAAAUCGAACCGAUCUAUACAGAAUGAAAACAGAAUUGAGAGAAUCGCAGAGUAGUAGAAAGCGAAUGGAAGAAAAAAUAUCGUACCUUGAAAAUUGGAAGAAAACUCAAAUGGUGACGAUGCUUGAAAUGAAAAGACAAACAGACGAUAUUGUGGUUGAUCUCGCUCAGAUUCAAGUCCAACUAAAUGCAAAAAUAAAAGAAAACGAUGAACAAAUUGGUGGAUUAAAAAUCAAAGUCAAAGACUAUGAACAAGAGAUCGCAAGCUGUAGGAAGGAGAUCGAACGACAAAAGCUUCUUCUGAAAAGAGUAACAUAA